Exophiala viscosa is the source of this 2483-nucleotide messenger RNA. RefSeq names its product calcium/calmodulin-dependent protein kinase. Gene Ontology annotation, cellular component: cytoplasm. The record is from RefSeq and is a predicted model, not a curated record. NCBI's taxonomy places the organism in Eukaryota, Fungi, Ascomycota, Eurotiomycetes, Chaetothyriales, Herpotrichiellaceae. The transcript is spliced from 3 exons. Gene Ontology annotation, biological process: intracellular signal transduction; protein phosphorylation. Gene Ontology annotation, molecular function: ATP binding; protein serine/threonine kinase activity. The coding region runs from base 110 to 2449 and encodes 779 amino acids.
ACAUGGAGACUCCGGCGAGCGCAGCGACCAUAACCCCAGCACCAAGACCACACCGCCUGAAAAGCGCCUGUAAGUCGUCUGAGAUCAGCGCUAUGAUUUGCUGAUCAGUAUGAUAAACAGGACAAGCCCCGGCAUCACCAGCCCUCUUCGCCAUCAUCACCGUACCCCAUCCGCACACAAGCAGGUGAAGGAAUCCCUCAAUGCUCGAUCCGAAUACAUUACUAGUCAGGAUGACGGCGUCGCAGAGCACCGCAUCAAUCAAUAUAUCAUUAGACAAGAGAUUGGCCGGGGAUCGUUUGGAGCCGUGCAUAUGGCCGUGGACCAGUAUGGGCAGGAAUACGCAGUUAAAGAGUUCUCGAAAGCCCGUCUCCGAAAGCGAGCGCAAUCACAUAUUCUGCGCAGGCCGCUUAACGAACGGCGCCGUGGUGCUCUUCAAGGUUUCAACUCUCCUAUGCAUCGGACCGGGAACGAUGAGCAAACCCAAGCAAGUGCUAUUGACCUGAUCAAAGAGGAGAUAGCCAUCAUGAAGAAGCUGAACCAUCCAAACUUAGUCUCGCUGAUUGAGGUGCUGGACGAUCCAACCGAAGAUUCACUCUACAUGGUCAUGGAAAUGUGUAAGAAGGGUGUCGUAAUGAAGGUGGGGCUGGAGGAAAGAGCUGACCCUUACCCUGACCUUGUUUGCAGAUACUUCUUUCGGGACCUGAUUUUGGGAAUUGAAUAUCUACACGCACAGGGUGUCGUGCAUCGUGAUAUUAAGCCAGACAAUUGCCUGGUGACUGAUGAUGAUGUGCUCAAGGUCGUCGAUUUUGGAGUGUCGGAGAUGUUUGCAAAGGAUUCAGAAAUGCUCACAGCCAAGUCCGCAGGCAGCCCUGCUUUCUUACCACCAGAGCUCUGUGUUGCUCGACACGGCGAUGUGUCUGGACGUGCAGCGGACAUCUGGUCCAUGGGUGUGACGUUGUACUGUCUGAAGUAUGGGAGGAUACCUUUUGAGAAGACCGGCAUCUUCGAGAUGUAUGAUGCUAUCAAGACUGAUGAGCCUCAGUUUGACACAGACGAGGACGAUGAUUUCCGAGACCUGAUUACGAAAACAUUGGAGAAGGACCCGCAGAAACGCAUCAAAAUGGGCGAAUUGAGGGAACACCCCUGGGUCACCCAGCAUGGGAAAGACCAACUUCUGUCGGAGGAGGAAAAUACAUCUGACCUAGUCGAACCGCCUACGGAAGCCGAGAUGAACGCUGCAAUCACCAGCAACAUGAGGAACGUGGUAACAGUCAUAAAAGCAAUCAACAAGUUCAAGUCCCUCUUGGAGAAGAACAAGAACCGACCUAUGACUUCGAUACUUGGAGAUGAAGGCGAUGGACAUUUUUCAUAUCCUCCUGCAGCGAUGAAGAAAGAAGUCAAUUCGAACACUGAAGAAGCGCAACAGGCCCGCGACUCUGCGAAUCACGACUCACAUGAGCAUGCAGAAGGUGACGAUCUGCGUCAGAAAGUAAGGGGCCUGAAUCUACAAUCAUCCCCCACUCAGAGCGUAGACGACACGACCAUAGCGAAAAAGGAGGACCAGAGCGAGAGAAAACCUCGUAAGCGAAAACAAUUAUUCAGCGAGGGAAGUACAGAUACGGAAGACGCUGCGCUACCGACCAUAGCAGAGAUGGAGCAGCUGGAUCCGCAACAUUUACCUCCUUUCCGGCCGUUGCACUCACAUACACGUACUGUUUCUGAGGUAGGUCACCGAGGUCAGGCGCAUGAUCCGUUGGAGGACCACCUGUAUCUUUACGUCGGACCAUCGACAUAUGCAGGAGUCAGUUCUCAGGAUGGCGAUGACGAAACUUUCAUGCCAGACGAAGAUGGAGCACCAAUCGUCAGUGAAAGCCCUGGCGCCGCCGACGUGGACAUUUUCGAAACGGCAUAUCGAGAUGAGAUCGAACGUAUCGUGGCGCAGGCCAAAGAACAGAACAAGGAACCGAACGUUUACCUUACCCGACGCGUAGAUGAGAAAUUGAUGGCCAUCAGUGGCCGUAUAGGCAGGUGGGCAGCAAUAGGAGGUGAAGCCAAAAAUCAGCUCAAAGAUUACACACAGUUCUCGACACGCAAAGCUCGUGUAAGUGAAGUCAGUCGAGCACUUCGACAAGCUGCGCGAGAAGAAUAUGAACGAAGAAAGCAAGAGCGAAAGGAAUUGAUCGCAAAAGAGAAAGCAGAAAAAGCGAAGAACAAGGAAGGAGCCGAAGAAGGUUCGAAACCGACAACGCCUUCGCCAGCUGCGACGGCGGGAGGAGAUGUAGAACAAUCAGGUGGAGAGAGCCCGUUGUCGCCGAACAAAGAGACCUCAGCAUUGUGGAAAGGUAUGGCAGUAGAUGCAGGAAGGCAGGCAAAGACCUCUUUCCGAGGGCUUAUGGGCAUGGUCAAAACCAAGAACAAAUCCCAAACCGACCAGGAAGAGGAAGGUUGAAUUGUGCGUGGCAAACACCAUUCUUCCGUAUGCU